GUAAGAUGAGGGAAAGAAUGCAAAUGAAUAUUAGAGAUUAAAUAUAAAAUUAAGAAAUGGGUACAUUUUUAAAGAAUUACUCCCAUAGGAAAUAGUAGAAGAUGGAAUCAAAAGUACAGAUGAAAAAAACAGUAUCUUCAAUGACAGGGAGGGCCCUGGUUCUGAGAAGAGGUUGAAAAAGGCAAAAAAUACCAUUUCAAAAUACAAAAUUUUAGUUGGAAGGUAAGUUUAAAUUUUAAAAUAAAAGAUCGGAAGAUUGAUAUAGCAGAGUGAAAAUGGAUAGCAAGAUUGAAUCUUUGCAGCUUAAAUAUUAGAAAAAAAGGCAUAGGGGUUAGAAAACCUUCAUUUUCUAUGAACUCUUGGAUAAAGGGGGCAAUAAUUUGUUACAGAUUCCCAACCUCCUCUCGAGCAUCCUGAUUUAUAAAGGGAAGUCCAUCAGGUUUUAUUUAGCCAUUUUCCCCAGGAUUUUCCUCUGAGGCUUUUGCAGUUUUUUGCCUAGACAAAGUAAUUGAGAGUAUGGACUCUGUAGACAAAUUGCCCUUGAAAUAAAUUUUAUACCUAACUGGAUAAACAAAAAAAUAGAAUAAUUAUGAGAUAUAAAAUAUGGAUCUUUUUAUUACACCAUGUUUUUCUGAGCAAUAUAUACCAGUAAUAUUGUUUUAAAAUAUACUCACUUUGGCUUCCAAUAUGUUGCUUUUUUAUUUUCACAGCUGAUAUUAAUAGGGAGAUGAUAAAUGAUAACUACUUUGGUGGAUUUAUACUCCUUGGAUUUCCAGGGCAGCCUCAACUGGAGAUGAUCAUCUCUGGGGUUGUCUUUUUCUUCUACACUAUUGCCUUGAUGGGAAAUAUCGCCAUCAUUGCGCUGCCAUUACUAGAUGAACGUCUCCAAACUCCCAUGUACUUCUUCCUUAGAAGUUUGGCCAUUUUGGAUCUCUGUUAUACCACAAAUAUAGUCCCACAAAUGUUGGUCAAUGUUUGGGGUAAAGACAAAAAAAUCUCCUUUGGUGGCUGUGCCUUUCAACUUUUCAUCGAUGUGACAUUAUGCACAGUUGAAUGCAUGCUUCUGGCUGUGAUGUCUUAUGACCGAUUCAAUGCUGUCUGCAAGCCUCUACACUAUAUGACCAUAAUGAAACCCCAACUCUGUGGAGGCCUGGUGGCCAUGACCUGGGUAAUUGGUAUCAUUAAUUGCAUGAUACUGUCUCCCUAUGCUAUGAGUCUUCCUCGAUGUGGGAACCACCACCUGGAUCACUAUUUUUGUGAAAUAUCUGCAAUGGUCAAAAUUGCAUGUGUGGACACAACAGCCAUGGAAGAAACCUUAUUUGCAUUGUGUUUUUUUAUUUUCCUCACACCACUUCUUCUUGUUCUGGUUUCAUAUGGCUUCAUUGCUGUAGCUGUGCUCAAGAUCAAGUCUGCGACAGGAAGGCAAAAAGCAUUUGGGACCUGUUCCUCUCACCUCAUUGUGGUAUCAAUCUUCUAUGGGACUGUUAUCUACAUGUACAUCCAGCCAGGAAACAGUCCUUCUCAGGAUGAAGGUAAACUUCUCAGUAUCUUUUAUUCCAUUGUUACUCCCAGCUUGAACCCACUAAUCUAUACACUAAGGAAUAAGGAGUUUAAGGGGGCCACGAAGAGGCUCAUUGGAAAAGAAAAAGAUUCUGGAGAAACAAUAGGACACUAACAUCUUUUCACAAGGCAUUUCCAAUAAAGAAAUUGGCCUCAUAUGACCUUUAAAUCAUUGUCAACUUAUUUUAGUAGCAGUCAUCACCUGAAAAUAAAAAUAAUGCCUAAAAAUUUUCCUUAUAUUUUAGUGUCAGUGUCCCAUAUUGCCGAGGGUUGAUUCGAAACUAAAAAUGUCUUUCACUGCCAGCUCCAGGCAGGACCCUCUGCAGCCCAGAAAAGCUGCAACAAGCCUGGCCAAGUCAGGAAAAGAUCUCAGACGGUUUUUCAGAGUCGGGCUGCCCCAGGGAGGAGCCUUU
Molecule: messenger RNA, 1973 nt
Organism: Sus scrofa (pig)
Lineage: Eukaryota; Metazoa; Chordata; Mammalia; Artiodactyla; Suidae
Product: olfactory receptor 2W1-like
Biological process (GO): G protein-coupled receptor signaling pathway
Cellular component (GO): membrane
Molecular function (GO): G protein-coupled receptor activity; olfactory receptor activity
Source: RefSeq, a predicted model, not a curated record